Messenger RNA from Penicillium diatomitis, 1767 nucleotides. RefSeq names its product glutamate carboxypeptidase. The transcript is spliced from 3 exons. NCBI's taxonomy places the organism in Eukaryota, Fungi, Ascomycota, Eurotiomycetes, Eurotiales, Aspergillaceae. The record is from RefSeq and is a predicted model, not a curated record. Gene Ontology annotation, molecular function: transmembrane transporter activity. The coding region runs from base 1 to 1767 and encodes 588 amino acids. Gene Ontology annotation, biological process: transmembrane transport.
AUGUACACCUACUCUAAAGAGAUCUGUUUGAUUUCUAAUGGACAAUCAUCUCCAAAUGAUAAACUCUCCCGACUGAAAGCCUGGCGACCACCAUUUGUCGCUUCGCUGAACCACCCCGAGCUCAUCGAGUAUGUCGGUGUACCAAAGACCGAAGUCGCCAGAUGGGUUGGCAUCUCCUCCGCGGUCGCAUCGAUCUGUCAGGCGAUCAUGGCCGUGCCUUGGGGCACUCUAUCCGACCAUGUCGGCCGGAAACCCGUGAUUCUGUUUGGGUUGACCUGUACCAUGAUUAUAUCUAUUAUGCUGGGCAUGUCACAGACCCUGGCAAUGGUGAUCCUUUCGCGGUCUUUGUUCGGCCUAAUGAACGGCAACGUUGGGAUCUUGCGCACCAUGGUAGCCGAGAUCGUGCCCCAGCGAGAGCUUCAGCCUCGAGCGUUCAGUCUGAUGCCCUUGGUAUGGACGAUCGGAAGUAUCUUUGGCCCUGCAUUCGGCGGUGCCUUGGCACGUCCGGCCGAGAAGCACCCAGAGCUGUUCGGGGGUAUUGAUUACUUCAAACGGUAUCCAUUUGCGCUGCCGAAUAUUGCCUCGGCAUGCUUCUUCCUGGUGGGAAUCACCACGGGGUUUCUCUUCCUGGAGGAGACUCUCCAAGCGAAACGGGAUUCUUAUGACCCCGGCCUCGCCUUAGGCAAGGCCUUGACAAGGCCUUUUGGUUCAUGCGGGCGUUCGAAGGUGAAUGACUCGGACGAAGAGCGCACAGCGCUGCUGUCAGAUACCAAAACACGAGGUCACCACAAGACUACUCCCAAAUCUCGACCGAGCUGGUCCCAAAUCUUCACGCCACAGACUAGUCUUAUUCUGUUGUCUUAUACUUUGAUGUCCGGACUUGGCAUGUCCUUUGACUCAAUCUUCCCGGUAUUUCUGCACUACCCUGUCCAGAAUCUGCGAGACAAUCCAGAUGUCCAACUGCCAUUCAAAUUUGCCAGUGGAUUUGGUGUCGGUAAGUACUUAUCCUCUUACCCAAGUUCGUCCCUGCAUUGCGGCUUCGGGAGUGCGUACUCCAUUAUUUACCGCCACGAUUGUAAAAAUCUCGAGCACAGUCACCCGUCUAACCAAUUUUCCACUUUCUCUCGUCCAGAUGCACCUCAGAUCGGCAUAUUCUACACCAUCAUCGGCAUCAUAGGCAUGGUCAUCCAGUUCACAAUGUUCCCGCCCGUCGCCAAACGCUACGGAGUCCUCAAAUGCUUCAAGGUUUCCGCGGUCAUUCUUCCCACCGUCUUUUUCGUCGCACCAUUCACCGCACUUGCGCCUGGAAAUAUCAGAGUCCCCCUUGUUCUACUUGUCAUGCUCAUCAAGCUCGGCGCAGUCGUGUUCGGUAUUCCUUGCUGCACGAUCUUACUCACCAACUCUGCCUCGAGCAUGUCCGUGCUCGGCACAUUGAACGGGGUCGGAACCAGUUUCAGUGCCUUGGGUCGUGCCGCCGGCCCGGCCUUGAUAGGCGCUUCAUUUUCAUGGGGCAUCAAGCAGGGCUACGUGAUCUUUCCGUGGUGGCUUCUUGGGACGAUCGGAUAUUUGAGCAUCGUUCCUGCUUUCUGGAUUGUGGAGCAAGAUGGGCCGUAUCGUGAGCAGAAGGUGGAAGAGACGGAAGUGGAGGAAGUGGAGCAGCCACAGCACCAGACGGAGGAAGUGCCAGCAGAAUUGCGUCCGGAGGAUGCAGUAUCGCGUGAAAUGCCAACACGUGGAUACGGAUCUACUUCAGCAAAGAGGACUUAG